This is a messenger RNA of Dendrobium catenatum, 3478 nucleotides long. RefSeq names its product probable cyclic nucleotide-gated ion channel 5. Gene Ontology annotation, molecular function: protein binding; voltage-gated potassium channel activity. Gene Ontology annotation, cellular component: membrane. The transcript is spliced from 10 exons. Gene Ontology annotation, biological process: transmembrane transport; potassium ion transport. The record is from RefSeq and is a predicted model, not a curated record. The coding region runs from base 804 to 2978 and encodes 724 amino acids. NCBI's taxonomy places the organism in Eukaryota, Viridiplantae, Streptophyta, Magnoliopsida, Asparagales, Orchidaceae.
UUGGGGCUCUCCUUCCUUCGUUCCUCGUACUCCACAAUUUAAACCAAAAUCUCUUCAAAAAGAUUACAUUUUUCACGGAUACAUUUUGCAGGCCGAAAGAAACAUUUUCUCUAAAAUUUACUCCUUUGCUGCAACCGAUCCCUCGCCAAGAAGACAUUUUGACGUUGUUUUCCUUUAAUUUAUUCCGAUUCCUGUCUUGAAAAGCAGCAAUUAAAGCCCUUUCCAUUGUCGGUUCCUGGCGGCCAACGGCUGAUUUUGGCCUCUAAGUGGAUCUCGGUUUAAGAUCCCACAUACUGAAUAUCGGCAUUUGUUUGAUAUCCUGAUCUCGGAAAUGGAGGAUCAAAUGAAGAGAUAAGCGGCAUUUGGGAGUUAUUCUUCGGGAUUUGCUGGUUAGAACUCUCCUAGCAUCCAUUUCCUUGGUGCCGUGCGUGCCCUUCCCAUUCUGCAAGUCGCUGCGUUUCCUUCUCAUCCAGCGAUCUCCCGACUUUGCGAGUGAUUCCUUUCACGUUCAGCGGUCGCGGCUUAUAGUCUCUUCAACCUCAUUUCAUUCGCCGCUUCUCCAUCCAAAGAUCUCCUUCAGCGAAGAACGCCGAAGCUGCAGCUUACAUGCACUUGAAGUUAAUUCAUCCUUCUAUAUCAACCAAUAUCUUGUCUUAGCACGAUAUCCUUAGGGGCCUUAUAUAGAUCAUUUUAGCGGCUUCUCUUUUUUGACAUAAGUUGAACUGGUGUUAGAUCUCGUUUCCGAGUGGCCUUAUCUUGGUAAUUUGAAGAUUUUUGUCAACAAAUCAUAUAUCUUGUUCAAGAUGUUUGACUGUGGUUACAAGGCACAAUAUAUGGAUGGGCAGAAAGAGAAGUUUGUAAGAUUGGAUCAGUCAAACCAAACAUUGCCAUUUGUUUCAAAUUGUGGAAAAAUGAAGAAGCGUGGUUUCCUCAUGGAGGGAUUUGGGGUGGGUUCAAAGAAUUCAACAAAGCCGUUCAAAAUAGGAAUGAAAAAGGGAUCUGAAGGACUUAGGUCACUGGGUAAAUCUCUUAGAUUUACAGGUACGAAGGGAGUUUUCCAAGAGGAUCUCAAGGUUUCAGAGAAGAGGAUUUUUGAUCCUCAAGAUCCAUUUCUUUUGAGAAUGAACAGGCUUUUCGUAAUAUCAUGUAUUCUUGCGGUGUCAAUUGAUCCAUUGUUCUUUUAUCUUCCUGUCUACGAUGAUAAAUCAAAUUGCCUCAGCAUAGAUCGGAAGCUCGCAUACACCUCAACCACAUUACGCACUAUGAUUGAUUCUUUCUAUCUCCUUCGAAUGGCUCUUCAGUUCCGUACUGCUUACAUUGCUCCCUCCUCUCGUGUUUUUGGUAGAGGUGAACUUGUAAUUGAUCCUGCUCAGAUAGCUAAUCGUUACUUACGGCGUUUCUUCACUGUUGAUUUCCUUGCUGUGCUACCACUACCACAGAUUGUUGUUUGGAGGUUUCUCCAACGAUCAGAAGGUUAUGAUGUGCUGGCCACAAAAAAUAUAUUGCUCUUCCUUAUAUUCCUUCAGUAUAUUCCCAGAUUUAUCAGAAUUUUUCCUUUGACAUCAGAGCUUAAACGAACUACUGGUGUGUUCGCUGAAACUGCUUGGGCUGGCGCUGCAUACUACCUAUUGUGGUUUCUACUUGCUAGUCAUAUAGUGGGUGCAUUUUGGUAUCUGUUAUCUGUUGAACGUCAGGAUGAUUGUUGGCAUCUUGCUUGUUCAAAGUAUAAUGGAUGCCUCAGGGAUUUCUUGUAUUGCAGUGAUCAUCAUCUUGAUGGUUUUGAUCAAUGGUCCAAUGUCAGCAGUGCAGUUCUUAAGAAACAAUGCUCUGUGGAUGUUGAUAAUCCGCAAUUUAAUUUUGGCAUCUACACUCAGGCUGUAACUUCUGGAAUCAUUACAUCAAAUAAGUUCGUCUCCAAAUUUUGUUAUUGUUUAUGGUUUGGUUUACAAAACCUGAGUACCCUUGGCCAAGGUCUCACAACGAGUAUUUAUCCUGGGGAGGUUGUUUUCUCCAUUGCUCUUUCUAUACUUGGACUCAUUCUCUUUGCCCUUCUAAUUGGGAACAUGCAGACUUAUCUUCAGUCACUGACCAUAAGACUGGAAGAGAUGAGAGUGAAAAGGCGCGACUCAGAGCAGUGGAUGCAUCAUAGAUUACUGCCACAGGAACUCAGGGAACGUGUUAGGCGCUAUGAUCAAUAUAAGUGGCUGGAAACGAGAGGUGUUGAUGAAGAGAACUUGGUCCAGAGCCUUCCCAAGGAUCUUAGGAGGGAUAUCAAACGCCAUCUCUGUUUAGCUUUGGUGAGAAGGGUUCCUUUGUUUGAAAACAUGGAUGAGCGAUUACUAGAUGCCAUAUGUGAACGGCUGAAACCAAGCCUGUACACUGAGAGCAUCUAUGUUGUCAGAGAAGGAGAUCCAGUUGAUGAAAUGCUCUUCAUCAUUCGCGGCCGACUCGAGAGCAUCACCACUGACGGUGGCAGAAGUGGUUUCUUCAACAGAAGUAUUCUCAAGGAAGGAGAUUUCUGUGGCGAGGAGCUGUUGACCUGGGCUUUAGAUCCAAAAGCUGGAGCCAAUCUCCCUUCUUCCACAAGAACAGUGAAAGCCUUAACUGAAGUAGAAGCUUUUGCAUUAACAGCUGAUGAAUUGAAAUUUGUUGCAAGUCAGUUCAGACGUUUACAUAGCAGACAAGUUCAGCACACUUUCCGCUUCUAUUCGCAGCAAUGGAGGACAUGGGCGGCUUGCUUCAUACAAGCAACAUGGAGGCGUUAUUGUAAGAGGAAAGCUGCAGAGAUUCGGCUGAGGGAAGAAGAUGGAAAAGCGGUUGAUCAGGAAGGUGUUUCUUCAAGUCUUGCAGCUACAAUAUAUGUUUCUCGGUUUGCAACCAAUGCUCUAAAAGGAGUGCAAAAGUUUAGAAAUAAGAGAGUUGGGGAGUUGGUUAAACCGACUAAGCCUUCUGAACCAGAUUUUUCAGUAGCGGACUAAUUUAUAUGGAAACUGUUGGAGCUAUUUAUCAUCUUCAAGGGCAGUGCCUUUGAUCUGGGGUUCAUAUGGUCCUGGAAAAUUUUCUUGGUAAUGCAGCUCCCAAUUUCUUAAUCAUAAGUUCCUUUUUUUUAGGCAGCCAACUUUAGGUUUCGUUUGGGAUAACUUUCUUACUGCUUUAAGAAACUGUUUUUUAGUAAAAAAAAUUAUUAAAAAUAGGAAAAAAGCAAUGGUCUAAAACGAUUCCAAACGAGACCUUAAUCUAAUGAUUAUAAGCUUGAGGGCUAUGCUCUUAAGCAACACAAGCUCAUCGAUCCAAGACCUUGUGUGUACGAAUAUGUGUAUGAGUUUACAAUUAAAUUUGUUCAAAUUUUUUCCCUUUUUUUUUUUGGCUCCUUUCUAACUUGCCUGCAUGGCCAUGAUGAACUCAUUUGAAGUGUAAUAAGGAGUCGAAGAUCAAAGAAUAUGUAUGAGUUAAUCUGCUUAUUAGUUUGGAAUUGCUU